AUGGCGGCGGCGGCGGCGGCGCACAGCGUGCGCGUGCUGCGCGAGCUGAACCGGCAGCGCGCGGCCGGGCAGUUCUGCGACGCGACGCUGGGCGUGGGCGGCCGCGAGUUCCGCGCCCACUGGCCCGUGCUGGCCAGCUGCUCGCGCUUCUUCCGCGCCCGCGGCGGCGGCGGGCGCGUGGCGCUGCCCGAGGGCCUCGCCGACACCUUCCAGCUCCUCCUCGACUUCUUCUACACCGGGCGCCUGGCGCUGACGGCGCACAACCGCGCCCGCCUCCUGGCCGCCGCCGAGCAGCUCGGCGUGCCCGACGCCGUGGCGCUCUGCCGCGCCUUCCGGCCCGCCGCCGGCGCCCGCCCGGCCCCGGCCCCGGCCCCGGGGCGCGACGGCGACGGCGGCCGCGCUCCCGAGAAAAAGCCCCCACGGAGCAAAAGGAAGCCGAAGCCGGGGGAAAGGCCCGGCAGUUCGGGGCCGGCAGGGAGGCCGGAACUGCCGGAGGCCGCGACGCCGGGGAGCAGAAAAGGUACAGCUGUGCCGGUUGAGUGCCCCACCUGUCAUAAAACGUUCCUCAGCAAAUAUUACCUAAAAGUGCACAACAGGAAACACACUGGAGAAAAGCCAUUUGAAUGUUCCAAAUGUGGUAAAUGUUAUUUUAGAAAAGAGAAUCUACUGGAACACGAAGCUAGAAAUUGCAUGAACCGAUCUGAGCAGGUUUUCACGUGCUCUGUCUGCCAGGAGGUAUUUAAGAGGCGAAUGGAACUGCGGUUGCACAUGGUGUCGCACACGGGGGAAAUGCCGUAUAAGUGCUCCUCCUGUGCACAGCAGUUCAUGCAGAAGAAGGACCUGCAGAGUCAUAUGAUAAAGUUACAUGGGGCACCAAAACCACACGCGUGCUCCACCUGCUCCAAGUGCUUUCUGUCUCGGACAGAGCUGCGCCUGCACGAGGCGUUCAAGCAUCGGGGGGAGAAGCUGUUUGUCUGCGAAGAGUGUGGGCACAGAGCCUCAAGUCGCAACGGCUUGCAGAUGCACAUCAAGGCGAAGCACAGAAACGAGCGGCCCUAUGUUUGUGAGUUCUGCCAUCACGCCUUCACCCAGAAAGCCAACCUCAACAUGCACCUGCGCACGCACACCGGCGAGAAGCCAUUCCAGUGCCACCUCUGCGGCAAGACUUUCCGGACGCAAGCAAGCCUGGACAAGCACAACCGGACCCACACCGGGGAGCGCCCCUUCAGCUGCGAGUUCUGCGAGCAGAGGUUCACGGAGAAAGGGCCCCUCCUGAGGCACAUCGCGAGCAGACAUCAAGAAGGGAGACCCCACUUCUGCCAGAUCUGUGGGAAAACGUUCAAAGCUGUUGAACAGCUGCGUGUCCACGUCCGCAGACACAAGGGAGUGAGGAAGUUUGAAUGCACUGAAUGUGGCUACAAGUUUACGCGACAGGCUCACUUGCGGCGCCACAUGGAGAUUCACGACCGGGUCGAGAACUACAAUCCGCGGCAGCGGAAGCUGCGAAACCUGAUCAUCGAGGACGAGAAGGCCGUGGUGGUGGCGCUGCAGCCGCCCCAGGAGCUGGAGGUGGGCUCGGCCGAGGUCAUCGUGGAGUCCCUGUCCCACAGCUCCCUGGCCGAGGAGAUCCCUGUGCAGAGACUCUGUUCAAACGAGAACUUCUCUACAGCAGAUGUUAUCGAACAAUCGCUUAUAAUAACAACAACAAUUCCUGAAGACUGUGAAACAUAACGUGACUCUUUGUACACGCCCUUCCUACCAAAACAUAAUAAAGCGUUAGGCUAGAA
Messenger RNA from Rhea pennata, 1787 nucleotides. It is a transcript of the gene ZBTB48, whose product is annotated as zinc finger and BTB domain containing 48. Gene Ontology annotation, molecular function: DNA-binding transcription factor activity, RNA polymerase II-specific; protein binding; RNA polymerase II transcription regulatory region sequence-specific DNA binding. The transcript is spliced from 10 exons. Bases 1 to 1731 code for a protein of 576 amino acids. Gene Ontology annotation, cellular component: nucleus. Gene Ontology annotation, biological process: regulation of transcription by RNA polymerase II. NCBI's taxonomy places the organism in Eukaryota, Metazoa, Chordata, Aves, Rheiformes, Rheidae. The record is from RefSeq and is a predicted model, not a curated record.